Messenger RNA from Temnothorax curvispinosus, 2737 nucleotides. RefSeq names its product transmembrane protein 62-like. The transcript has 14 exons. The coding region runs from base 715 to 2727 and encodes 670 amino acids. The record is from RefSeq and is a predicted model, not a curated record. NCBI's taxonomy places the organism in Eukaryota, Metazoa, Arthropoda, Insecta, Hymenoptera, Formicidae.
ACUUUCGAAAGAAUUUGUGUCAGCGUCAGCGCCGCCAUGAUCUAGAUCCGGAAAUGGCAAACUAAAAAAUAGAUCACGUGACAAGAGAGGACCGUUAUUGUCGAUGUAGGCAUUGACAGCAGACGACACGCGUCGAUGACAAUCGCAGAUGGUCGCAGACAGUCGUCAUGAGAACAACCUGAGCGAAACUACGAUCGAAAUUGACGGUGAUUGUCUGGACUCUGGAGUCGACUGUCUGGGAGGGGAAAGACGAGACGAGAGGAUUGACGAUUGACUCACGUUCCUUCCCUCGUUCCCUCGGGGAGCAAGCUACUUUUAAAAUUAACGUAACAUAGCAAGAGGCGAUUGUGAAUGACGGAACGGAUUGGAGCGGUCGCGCUCGACUCGAGCCGGCGUCUCGCUUCGAACGUCUCCGAUCAAUUUUGCCCGGAUCGCGAACCGCAUCAUGCGCGGCUAUUUUUCGCGCGACGUACUACCUGAAUUCCGAGUCGCCGCGUCACAUCGUUCAUCCUCGAACGCAAGACGGCAUCGCCGAGUCGCUCGACCGCGUCUUCCCGUGCUCUCUCUCUCUCGAACGGAAUGAAUUGGAAUGAAUGUCACGUCGGCUUCCGUACGUGAAUGAGUAGCUGCUCCAGCUGAAGACGACCGGACUUCACUCCCGAGUCUCAAUCUUCCUCCCGACAGUGUACGCUCGCACCGAGCAUUAUCGUCGCGAUGAGGAUAUCCAAGACCACCAUCGUCCUCCUGGUCCUGAUACUGAUAUUCUCCAUCCUGAUGGCGAAUGUAGUCGAUUUCAUUAGCAUCGACCAUCAUCUUCCGAUCGAGACCUCGGGAGACAACAACGGGGAGACGAAGUCAGGACCGAAACAUUAUAACAUAAAUAAUUCGUACAAUCACUUGAUAUGGUUCCUACAGAUAACCGACUUACAUAUAAGUAUCUUUAGGGAUCCAACUAGGAUAUGGGAGUUCACAGAAUUCUGCAAUGUGACGGUAAAUUCAGCCAUUCAGCCUAAAGUUGUUCUUGCUUCGGGAGAUUUGACUGAUGCCAUAGCUGAAAAUAGAUUUGGUUCGAAGCAACAGCGCGAAGAAUGGGAGACUUAUAGAUACGUAAUAGACCAGACUAAUGUCAGCAAGAAAAUUUUAUGGUUGGAUGUCAGGGGGAAUCAUGAUAACUUUGACAUCAUCGAUUUUGACUCCAAAAACAACUAUUACUCGCAUUAUUCUAUUCAGGGAAAGAAAUAUCCAAAAUCUUACAUGUACAAUGUUAAAGCUGGUCGUGAAAGGUUCUCCUUUAUCGCGAUUGACGCCUGCUUGAAACCAGGCCCCAAGAGGCCAUUCAACUUUAUCGGUGUUUUAGACCAAAACGAGAUUAAUAGGAUACAACAGUUGAUUAAUUUUUCAAAAGAAAGCAACGCCGAUCAUGCAGUCGUGUUCGGUCAUUAUCCUACAUCGAGCAUAAUAUCGAAAUCCGAUACGAAUAUCAGAAAUAUUUUAGGUAGUCAUAGAGAAAGUAUGGUGUAUCUGUGCGGCCACUAUCAUACGCUUGGCAAUAUGGUACCCAACAUGUACACGUUACAAAAGGCAGGCUUCCUUGAGCUAGAAUUGGCAGAUUGGAAAGAGAAUAGAAUGUAUCGCCUCGCGGCAAUAGAUCAUGGCCAAUUUUCAUUCAUUGAUGUAAAGCAUCGUGAUUGGCCUGUGGUAUUAAUCACCAAUCCAAAAAACGUAUUAUUUAUGAUGCCGCAAAAGGAAAAUUUGGAAUCUAUCGUCAAAUCCACACAUGUCAGAAUACUGGCAUUUUCUACGGUUCCACUGAAAAGUGUCAAAAUUCAAUUGGACGACGGUGACUGGCAAAAAUGUGAUCACGUACGCGGACCUCUUUAUGUGUUGCCAUGGAACUCAACGAGAUACAAGGAGGGUAUUCAUCAGAUAACAGUGCAUGUAGUUGAUGAUGAAGAUAGAAGAAAAAUUGUAUGGCAUUCUUUUUCUCUCGACGGAUCGUGGUUAUCCACUUCUGUUCUUCCCAAGUUACUGCUGAUGGUUAACAUAGUUGGCAUCUUUCAGUUCAUGUUCUUCGUCACAUUGGCAGUGUCAAUCGGUCCGCUGUGCUUCCUUCGAUUUAUUCAUAUGCGUUACAAGAAUAGACGAAUGGAAUUACCGCGGGGACGCUUGAAGUUCUUCCAUCGGGUUCUGAGGCGAUUAUGGGUAUUAUCCGCCGUUGAUAGAUUGUUUUUUGGAUUAGUGUUGAGCACGUUAUAUUGUGCAAUCGGUCCCUGGACCGUAGGAGAGAUAAUUGAGAAUCACACAGGCGUGAUCUUUGUAUGGGGAACAUUCAUCGGAAACAUGUAUUUACCAGGUGGCUUAACUUACGCUUACGGAUUCUUUCAGUUAAUAAUUUUCCACAUACCCCUUACAUUAUUUUUGGCGUAUCACGUUGAUCGCAGAUUACAGUAUCCUGAAUAUCCCCCGGCAGUCUGGUCAAAAUUCCAAAUAGUUUGUCAAUAUUUACCAGUUUUAACGUUAAUUGUGACUCAAUUCCUUUUGGGCUAUACCUUGUAUCUAGAGUAUGGUACAGUAGCAGUAUUGUUAUGUCCAUUACGAACGGGAUGUAUUUUUGUAGCAGUGGCACUAUCCUAUUCUGCUGCCACGAUGCCACACUCGUACUUAAGGUCUGCUGCAUCUGUAUGGUAUUGCAAUAGAGCCAUUGAUAAUAACGAUGCGAGUCAAUAAAAAAUGAUAG